Molecule: messenger RNA, 2478 nt
Organism: Diorhabda sublineata
Lineage: Eukaryota; Metazoa; Arthropoda; Insecta; Coleoptera; Chrysomelidae
Exons: 2
Coding region: 143-1294 (383 amino acids)
Source: RefSeq, a predicted model, not a curated record
UAGUUCCGUGCUAAGAAAAUUGUUAUAUGAUAUUCUGUUUUAAAAGUCAAAGUCGUUUAACGGUUUUGAUCUGGUAAAUUCACUUAAAUGUACUUUUAAAUGGACCUGUUGUUAUAAGUAUUGUUUGAUAAAAUUCAUUACAAUGGGUAUACUUAAUAGCAAAUUUGAUGCGGAAAUUCCUGCUGAUGAAUUACUUGAAGAAAAUGUACCAUCUACUCCAAAAUUGUCAAACAAAAUUACCCAUAUUCAAGAAUUAGAUCCUCGUUCUCCAAGUUUGAAUAUAGUUAGGACACCUUUAGAGUUACUAACUUCAUCCACUGAAACUCUUGAACCAAGAAUGCCUAUAAGGAAUAAAAAUAUUCUCUUAGAAGUAGAUCCGAGGUCUCCCACAACAGAUUUUGAAAGAACACCCAUUAUAAUAGGUUCUAAAAUUUCUGAUUCCCGUAGAAAACUACACAAUAAAAAUUUGGACAAAGCUAAUUUAGCAGAAUUAAUAGAUACACAAUCUUCCAGUAUUCCUCCAAAACUUCUUGAAAGUAGUCCCAUAAGAGUCCGUCUAGAUUCACACAAAAGACGUUCUUUAGUAGGUCUAUUAGAAACAAAUAUAGAUUAUACAGAAACUGAUUUAGAUUCAAUAUUGCAAGAAAAAUAUAGAAUUGAAGAGAAUGAUCAAUAUAAACAUUUAGAUGAUGAAUACAUAGCUAAGGAAGAUAAGAUUGAUAUAUAUAAUUCUGUUGAUUCUUCAAAAGAUGUGCUUGAUGAAAUGCCACAAAUAAUGGAAAACAUUAACACCAAUUUUGAAAGUAUGCAAAUAGUCGCUGAAACUGAAGCAGAACAAGAUGCACCAGUAAAAGUAGAAGUACGUGAAGCUCCAGCUGGUAUAUUUACAAGCUCAAGUGUAUGUCAUGAAGAAAUAAAGUCACAACCUUCAAAACCAUUGAUUAAUAUAACUGCAGAUGUCAAGGAGUUGGAUAAAAAAUUGACAAAUCUUAUAUAUGAAGAUGAUUUUGUUGUAUGUCCUAGAAUUGUACAAUUGAGAGAAAAUAUGGAAAGAUCACCUUUAAAAAAUAGAAAUGGUAAUGAAUUUAUAGCUAAAUCUACACAAAAGUUGAAAGUUAGUGACAAACCCAGAUCUGAUUACGUUGUUAGUAAAAUUCCAGUGUUUAAAUCAAGAAAAGGUAAUGCUAAAGAUCAAGUACAAUGUGAGAAUACACCUCCAAGGCAUAUGGACAAAAAUAAGGCCAAGGCUAGAAAAAGUGAUUGGGACAAUAAAGAUACUACAUUGUAUCUAUGAAUAUAGUUGUUUUUUCUUUACUUACUUUAUGUUUUCAGAAGAGCCAUUAGUUAUUGUUCACUUUUUGACAAAAUACUAGUGUUAGUUUUGUAUUAUACAUGAAUUAAUUUAAAUAAAAUUUUUUAUAAAAAGUCAAUUACUAGAACUUAGUGUCUAUAUAAGCUCUAGGCGUGAUAGAUCUACUAGUCUUCUAUGCAAAUAUAAAAAUCAAUAGAAUUAUAAAAAAAUAAUAAAAAUGGAAAUAUUCUAAAAUAUAACAUAAUCAUGGUAAAAAUUACAUUCUAAAAUAAACAACAAAAGUUUAUCAUUUUUUAAUAAUUCAUGUCUUCAAAUAUCGAAAUUGAUAACCAGAUAUUUGUGACCAUGGUAACCCUCCCCAAGUGACUAGUGAAUGAAGCUGCACUGUUAGAAACUAAUUUUUAAAAUAAAAAAAUAAAUCGUAUUUGUUCUUUGAUAAUUUGUAUAUUGUUGAUGAAUAAUUUCAUUUUUUUCAUUCAUUUUUUUUAUAUAAAAACAGUUUUAUGUAAUUGUCAGCUAUAAGAGUAAUUAGACUGAAAUGGGGAUCCAGCAUGGUAUUAUUUUGAAGAUGUACAACAUUAAGGUUUAUUAUGCCCCCAUUAUCUUUGUUCUUACACAUUCUUGUCAAAUACUCUUUUUGUGUGUUUGUAAUGGCGAAGCAUUCUAGAACCAUAUGAUGAGCUUUUUAUUCCUUUCCACAUAAUUUAUACUUCAAUUUCAGCUAGAUAAUUUUAUGAGGUAGUAACUGGUAAGGAAGGUAUUUAGGAUUUGUAUCUGCUUAUUAUCAGAACGAAAAAAUCUCAUAUUUCUGAGUUUCCUUUCAGGUUCAUUUCCACAUAUAUUUAGAUGGUAAGUAUUAGUUUGAGCAUGUUAGUCCUUUAAAAGAGAUUUUAUACAAUUUGAUGAUCAUACUUUCAUGCUUACUAAAUGGGUAUUGGUCUCUAUAAUUUUUUUUACUCAAUUGAAACAUCACUUGGUCGUGUAUUUUCAUGCAUGAUUUGAAUUUUGUCAUAAUCAGAGAGAAAUUCAUUCUAUGAUUAAACUAAUUCAAGUCUGAUUAUUUUUAAGCAAGUACAGAUAUAAUCUGUUCAAUUUUCAAAAAAUCGAAUUUUACAUAAUGUUGGAUUACACAGUAUUAGUAAACUCAGCUUCAAAUUUUCUCAAGU